This is a messenger RNA of Chironomus riparius, 1651 nucleotides long. The record is from the annotation of a GenBank genome assembly. NCBI's taxonomy places the organism in Eukaryota, Metazoa, Arthropoda, Insecta, Diptera, Chironomidae.
CGGAAAUCCCAAAAUAUUUCUACGAAAUCUUUUUACUUAAACGUGAAAUUUCCUGUUUUCUUAAGUAAGAAUAAGUAAUAUAAAAUUGUACUACAAUCUCAAAUGAAUCAAAUCUUGAACCCAGUUUUAAUAUUUUUUUUCAAAUAACUUGACCCUUCCUUAAGUUUUACAUUGAUACUCAGAUUAAAAGCUAUCACUAAUUCGAGUGACACAAAAAACAAAAUUUCAAGCAGGAUUUCAUCAAGAUCACGUCACAAUAGAUGAUCAUUGAAGAUAGAGAGCCAUGACAGAUGCCUAUUAGCAUUUCAAAAUUACUCAUUUGUGCCACUCGAAAGAGAAAUCUAACGAGAAACAAACUCAUGUCGCUCUAAAUCUUCAAAGUUGAUAAAAAUGACAAAUAAAAAUUGGAAAAACCAAAGAUUUAGUCACUCAGAUCUGAAUUCAUUAAAAUCCAAUUGUAGCGAUAGCCUUUACACUUUCUACAUAUUUAAAAAGCAAUCAUGUGCAUCAAAAAAAUAUAUUAAAAGGAAAUUCAGUGUAAUCACAAUUCACAUUUUUUUGUCUCAGGCUUAAAUUCAUUCAUUUAGUAAUUCAUCCUUUUGUUUACUCACAAUAACGAGAGUCGGAAAUAAGAAAUAAGGAAAUAAAAAUUGAAAUGAGAAAACUCGGAAAACUUGGUAGAUGAAAUGAAAAAGGAACAUAUUUCAUUUUAAUUACCCUUUAAAGUUCAUUAUAUGAGCUGUCUCACAUGUGCUACAUUUAUAUACUUUUAUGGAAUCAUAAGAUCCACAUGAGAAUGAAUUACUACGGUAAUUAUGUGUGUGUGUGAGUGUGUGUUUGUGCGGGGAAACGGAAGAAAUAAUUGUUUUGCGGUUUUAAUGAAACAAAUUGCGGUGGAAAAAAAUUUCAUAAUGUCGCAUCAUUUUCUCUCGACAGGGAAUUCUUACACAAGUAGCUUAGACAAAAAUACAACGAAUAUUAUUUAUGAUCCAACUGAAGAAAUUGACACAACAACAAGUAAAUUGUUGACGACAACGUCUGCAUCAGUAUCAUCAACUACGAUGGAAUCGACAACAUUUUCGACGACAACUGAAGAUGACUAUUCAGAUAACGAUGAUUUUACAACAAUAGUUUCAAGAACGGAAGCACCUACAACUACGACGUUUAGUAUAACAGUUCCACCAACAACUUCGUCCACAACAACAGUAAAAACUACAACGAGUAUAAUUGAAGGAUCUGGAUCAGGUUACAAAGUGUCAACAAAAAGUCCACAAAACCUGUAUGAUGACGAAGAUUAUGAUAAUUUAGGAAGCGGCAGUGAUGUUUGAAAAAAAAUGCAAUAUUUAGGAACUAAAAAUUAUUCAAAUAAACAUAAAAUACGUCUUUAUCUUCCAUAUGAAAAAUGAAAAUUAUGCCAUAUAUAUUUCUAAUGCUUAAAAAUUACUUCGCAUUGUUACACAAAUUACAAAUACAGCAGAUGCUACAUAGCAAUAAAUUUAUUCAUAAAAUCUACGCAUUCUUUUUUCGGUUGUUUCGAGGAGAAAUUUGUUUGCUUUCUAAUCCUCUCUUCUACAUUAAAUUAUUAUUGGCAGUAAAAUGUAUUGUUAUAAGUAUUUAUUAACAAAUAAAAAAUUGCUGUAAACAUGUGGAA